AUGCCUGGAAUAUUGCCUAUGAAAGUCAUCAAAGUCGGAUCGACCUGUCAGUCCCGCAUCGCACAAGCUUGUGAUCGAUGCCGUUCCAAAAAGAUACGCUGCGACGGCAUCCGCCCGAGUUGCACACAAUGCACUAACGUCGGCUUCGAAUGCAAGACUAGCGACAAGCUCAGCCGCCGAGCCUUUCCCAGGGGUUACACUGAGUCGUUGGAGGAACGAGUACGACUACUGGAAGGGGAGAUUCGUGAGCUGAAGGAGCUGCUCGAUGAAAAGGAUGAGAAGAUCGACAUGCUCUCACGAAUCCACUCACACUCUCCCCAUGGGUUCUCGAACGGAAGACGACCGUCUGUACAGUCGCCAGCAGCCUCAGAAGAGACCCAAGAGAAAGAAGACACUUUUAAGGUGCAACAGCCUCCGCUGCUCGUGGAGGAUGGGAACAGCGACUCGUACUUCGUUGGCAGUUCAAGUGGACGAACAUUUGUUGAGAGUUUUAAACAGAGAGCGCAGGAGACUGGUCGACUCAGCAUGGAUGUCGGCUCAAACGCCUUCUUUGGAAUAGGAGUCAACGCAUCUGUUUCGGUUCCUUCGAAGCGCACUGUCACUUUCAGAGCUCCACCUCGUCUGGUGUCCGAUCAGAUGAUCAACAUCUUCUUUCAGGAGUGGGCACCGCUGUUCCCAGUUCUUCAUCGACCGACUUUCCUUGCCCUGUACGAAGAGUACGUUUCCAGUCCUGAGAACGUGCAAGACAAGAAAUCCAUUGCCAAACUCAACCUUUGUUUCGGCAUUGCCGCACUGUCAAGUGGCUCCCGCGACGGCAAGGAUGUUAAGUCCUUCGAGGCUCAGUGGCAAAGUGCUGUUAACUCUUUCCUGAUGGACAAUGACCUUGCGACACUGCAGUGUCUUGUCCUCGCGCAGAUCUUCUGUCUACUCAAGGGCGACUACUCUCGCGUGCUCAAGUACAAGGGUCUGGCUAUUGGCCUGUCGCAACGCCUUGGCCUACAUCAGUCACAGAAGCGCUUUGCGCUUGGUGCACUCACCAGCGAAUCAAGGAAGAAGGCAUUUUGGUCUUUGUACACCGUCGAUUGCUUGUCUGCUGCACAUCUCGGCCUUCCAAAAUUGAUCAGAGAAGAAGACGUUUACUGCGAGUAUCCGGUUGAUGCAGAUGACGAAUACGUCACCGAGAAAGGGUUCCUGCCGACCCUGCCUGGCGAGUCGACCAAGCUCUCCAGUGCAUUGGCCCUCUUCCGACUCUCCCGUAUCCUAUCCAGAGCUUUGGCCGAGUUAUAUCCGGCUUCAUCAACACACGAUAUUUCGUUCCGAACUAUAGCCUCCCUGGCCAACGAGAUUGAGGAGUGGCAGAACAACUUGGCUCCACAUCUCAGGCUGACAUUUGCACAAGAUAAACCCAGCACAAAUGUGACUAGUAGCAGAGCGCCUAUUUUGUCUCUGGCAUACCACCACAUUCGAUCUUUGAUCUACCGCCCCAUCGUUGUUGCCAAUCUCGGUGACAAGGGCUCGUCUGCUAUGGUCGCAGUUGGUGAUGCUUGCAAGCAUAUUGUGCAGAUCGUGCAACUACUCGAUGAGCGUAAGCUCAGCUUCUCGUUCUGUCUCAACCGUAACGAGGUACUUGUUCAAGCGGGUUUCGGACUCCUGUUCCAAAAUCUGAACCUAGCCCGCGAUGGAAAGCUGAUCAAGGAGUGUAACCGCCUCGUCUGUUCAGUCAUGGACAUGCUUGAGAGCGGUUCUGCGGCUGGCUCCACGGAGUUUCGUCGUGUUGGGUGUUCGAUGGUUGCGGUCCCUCGCGUGACUGGCCCUACACUCUCCCGCCACAACUCGGCAGGUAGCAUGGGUGCACCAAUGGACACGCUACGUGCUACCCAAGAAACUCUCAAGGCCAUCGCAGCUCGCUUCUCCCCAGGUGCUCUCAAGGCCAGCCGCCAUGGUGUACACGAGGCGCGUCGUGCUACUCUGCCGGCCAUCUUGCCCGAGGUCGGCGUCCACAGCAAUCCCUCGUCCACGAGCCUCCCAUCUAUUCAGUCCGAACCACACAUGGCGCGAUCUGAACCUACCAUGAGUCCACCAAAUCACAACCGUGCUUCUUUCUCUAUGUCGAACAAACGUCGUCCUAACCCAGUGUCCGCUGCACACCGAAACAUCGACUUCCUAUCAUUCAGUGCCGACCCUCUGACAACUCAUUCUCUUGGUGCCACCACCUCGAAGAGUGAGGUGUCGAAGUCUGACUGGGAGCGUCUGCUCGGCUCGCUCGAUGGAGGGCAGACUAACAUCUAUGAUAACAUUUAUGGUGGACCAGCAGCCGAAGCUCUUCUCGACGCUGGGCCUCUCUCUACAGCUACCGACAGCAGCGCCAACUGGUCGCCUGACGCCUGGGACUGGAACAGCUAUGGGACUGCAGCACCACCACAGAGUGUACUCAGUCUCAGCGACGAGAGCUUGACUAGUGGAGAGGAGUUCGGCAGCAAUUCUUGUGAAUUGGGCACACCCGGAAGCGACGGAAUGUACGCUGGAAUUAUGAUCCCUGACAUGAGCACACCUACUGGACUGGGCGCGCUCGAUGGCAACUUUGGACUUUAA
Messenger RNA from Ascochyta rabiei, 2592 nucleotides. RefSeq names its product DNA-binding transcription factor cat8. The record is from RefSeq and is a predicted model, not a curated record. Gene Ontology annotation, molecular function: zinc ion binding; DNA-binding transcription factor activity, RNA polymerase II-specific; DNA binding. The transcript has 6 exons. Gene Ontology annotation, biological process: DNA-templated transcription; regulation of DNA-templated transcription. Bases 1 to 2592 code for a protein of 863 amino acids. Lineage: Eukaryota; Fungi; Ascomycota; Dothideomycetes; Pleosporales; Didymellaceae.